AUGGGAAACUUUCAACCGAGUCGUCAGCCAUCCAUACAUAGGGUUGGCAACUCUCGUCAUCGAGAUCGCGGAUCACAACCUCCGGUCCAAUGCUUGACGCCCCCGCGCCCUCGUCGACAAAGAAGAGGCAAUCCAAAAGCAUACACAUUUGUGUCUUGCCGCGUAGUGGCCUUCGCACACGGCAAAGGCAAUAGACGUGGGCAUAUCGAGAAGUCGCAAUUGCCGCUUCCCCUCCAGAAUUCGAUCGAGCGAUCGACACAACUCACCAGGCACGCCGGCUUAGCCAGGUCAACACUGCCUGCUGUCUCACUUAAGACAACACCAAUGGACAACAAAACAAUGUGGUCGUUGAAGUCGUCGAUCAUCACCGAAUCCGGCGAUUCCAUGGCAUCCGCUGGUGUUUGGCAUUGUCCGCUUGAAGAAUCACAAGUCUCCGCAUAUAGAGCCGCUGUGCUUCUUGACACCCUCCUGAAGACGCUAGCGGACUCUUUGACGCUGGGCUGGGACCGCAAGCUCUCAUUCUCUGCCUGCGCUGGAUGGCGCUUUGGCUCCUCGAAGCACUUGUGGGAGCGUCUUACCUACCUUAGUCUCCUUCUUCUCUGCCACACAUGGUACCAAAACUCCCACGCCUGGACGCUUCAGGAGACCCGUCUGGCUGAUCGGAUUUUCCUCUUGCUGCCGCUUCAAACAUCUUGUCAAAGCUUGAGCAACACGGGGCUUGUUUUCCCUUUGUCGUUCCGUUAA
Molecule: messenger RNA, 744 nt
Organism: Colletotrichum tamarilloi
Lineage: Eukaryota; Fungi; Ascomycota; Sordariomycetes; Glomerellales; Glomerellaceae
Exons: 3
Coding region: 1-744 (247 amino acids)
Source: RefSeq, a predicted model, not a curated record